Molecule: messenger RNA, 724 nt
Organism: Pecten maximus
Lineage: Eukaryota; Metazoa; Mollusca; Bivalvia; Pectinida; Pectinidae
Exons: 2
Coding region: 119-595 (158 amino acids)
Biological process (GO): mitochondrial translation
Cellular component (GO): mitochondrion; mitochondrial small ribosomal subunit
Molecular function (GO): structural constituent of ribosome
Source: RefSeq, a predicted model, not a curated record
UUAUAUUUAUAUAAUUUCAAUAUGGCCGCGUUGUGCACGUUUUGAGAAAACGUUAUUGCAUUUUACACUUACCUUCACCAAUUUAACAUUAUUUAUAUGCGAAAAAAUCUUUUUGAGCAUGGCGAAGGUAAUCAGAUAUGUUGGGCGUGAAAGUCACUUCAAAGGAAAGACUCUUUUUGAGAUUGCAGCCAAUCUGAAGUCGUGUAAAGGUCGUGUUGUGUACAGAACUGGAUUUUUGAAGUAUGCUAAUCCGGAUAAAUCGUAUGUCAUCUUGGAAGACGUGAAGUCGAAUCUAUCAACACAGAAUUUUAAGUCUGGUACUGUCACAGGAUACCGUGUGCACAGAGGACAUACAUUUGAUAAACUUUUCCAGAUAAACAGUGGCAUGAAACAGGACUGGCAUCUUGUACCAAAGGGAGACGAGUCAGAGUUCUGUAAAAUUGAUAGAGUACAUCAGGUGAUAGAUAAACGGAUGAAAACAAUGACAGUUCCACCUGUGAUGGCAGCCAAAUUAAAAACCUUGGGAACUGAAAGAUCUCAACUAACGGAAAUUCCCCUCAAGUACUCCAAAAAGAAAGGAAAGAAAUUACUUUAAAGAUUAUAAUAAUGUUUUCUUUGUGAAUGAAAUGCUUUGAACAGAUAGAAUAUGUGAAUUCUGGUCAAAACUUAAAAUUUUGAUGGUGUGUAAGGGAAAAUGUGACUAUUAAAGUAAUAACAAAUUGUG